GCACCUCUGAGAUGAUGAGUUACUAUAUGGACACAACCAUUGGGAACGCAGCCCCUUAUCCUUUGCCUCGCCCUGGACUGAUGCAAGGUCCUGCCGGCCCCUGCGAGGAACCCUGGGUGACCUGCGGCUUCCAAUCCGCCUGCUACCAGCCAAGGACGUGUUGCCCUCUCUGGGAUGAGCCUGCCACACAAGAAGUGCCCACUGGCCUGGAGCACUACGGCACGGAUAUGGAGUGUGCGGAUGUGCCUUUAUUAACUCCCAGCAGCAAAGAAAUGAUGUCUCAGGCAUUGAAAGCCACCUUCAGCGGCUUCGCCAAAGAGCAACAACGGCUGGGAAUCCCCAAAGAUCCCCAGCAGUGGACGGAGACGCACGUGCGGGACUGGGUGAUGUGGGCGGUGAAUGAGUUCAGCCUGAAGGGAGUGGAUUUCCAGAAGUUCUGCAUGAACGGAGCUGCCCUCUGUGCUCUGGGCAAGGAGUGUUUCCUGGAGCUUGCGCCUGACUUUGUGGGAGACAUCCUUUGGGAACAUCUGGAGAUCUUGCAGAAAGAAGAGGUAAAACCGUACCCAGCAAAUGGAGUGAACACACCAUAUCCAGAGUCCCGCUAUACUUCAGACUACUUCAUUAGUUAUGGCAUCGAGCACGCACAGUGUGUGCCUCCCUCCGAGUUCUCUGAGCCCAGCUUCAUCACAGAGUCCUACCAGACCCUCCAUCCCAUCAGCUCAGAAGAGCUCCUGUCCCUCAAAUAUGAGAACGACUAUCCUUCGGUCAUCCUGCGUGACCCGGUCCAGACGGACUCCCUGCAGACAGACUACUUCACGAUCAAGCAAGAAGUAGUAACGCCGGAUAACAUGUGCAUGGGACGUGCCAGUCGAGGUAAACUGGGUGGCCAGGACUCCUUCGAGAGCAUAGAGAGCUACGAUAGCUGCGACCGGCUGACGCAGUCCUGGAGCAGCCAGUCCUCCUUCCAGAGCCUCCAGCGCGUCCCCUCCUACGACAGCUUCGACUCGGAGGACUACCCCGCUGCCCUGCCCAACCACAAGCCCAAAGGCACCUUCAAGGACUAUGUUCGAGAUCGGGCCGAUAUGAACAAGGACAAGCCUGUCAUUCCUGCUGCUGCCCUUGCUGGCUACACAGGCAGUGGACCCAUCCAACUGUGGCAAUUCCUGCUGGAACUGCUCACUGACAAGUCCUGUCAGUCCUUCAUCAGCUGGACGGGGGAUGGCUGGGAAUUCAAGCUUUCUGACCCAGACGAGGUGGCCAGGCGAUGGGGCAAGAGGAAAAACAAACCCAAGAUGAACUACGAGAAGCUGAGCCGUGGCUUGCGCUACUACUACGACAAGAACAUCAUCCACAAGACGGCUGGGAAACGCUACGUCUACCGUUUCGUCUGCGACCUGCAGAGCCUGCUGGGCUACACGCCCGAGGAGCUCCACGCCAUGCUAGACGUCAAGCCAGAUGCUGAUGAGUGAAGACGGCCAGCCGGGGUGGAGGAUCACCCCGUAACGUUUUGGAGAGUCAAUGGGACUUUUUCUGUUGGUUCUUUUUUAAUUUUUGUUGUUAUUUUUAUUGUUCGUUAUUUUUUUGUUUUCAAGAGCAACUCAGAUUUGAUGCUUUGAGGAUGUUGGGAGAGAGGGUGGUGGAAGAGGCAAUCUUUUGGCCAAAGCCUAAAAAGUUUGGUUCAGAGAAGGAUGGGCCUUUUUUUUUUUUGAAAGCCCCAAGACAGGCUUUUUUGGGGGUGAAAUUCUGAGUUUUAAGAAAGCCAGAAAAAUGUAGCUCACUUAAAAACCAAACCCCUCCCCACCCCUUGCUGUUUAGAAAAACUCUUAUUAAAUGGAUCCCUUCGGUUUUUGUGUUGUUCGCACACAAACAUGUUCAGGAAAUAACAAAAUUCCCGAGGAUUUGAGGAUUUAAACCUUUUUUUUGGGGAGGGAAAGCCAAAGGGGGUGAAUAUUCCUGCUUCGGGGAGGGGCAAUAUAAGGAAAAAACCAAGAACUGUUUGUCGUUCUUGUUACAUCGCCUUUCUGUCAGUUGUCUCCUGUUCUACGAAAGGCAGAAUUUUUGGGAUCAAGAGGGAGGGAUCACGUCUUUUGUUUUUUUAAAUUUGUUAAAGUUUUAUUUUAUUAAAUUUUGUGCCAGUAUUUUUUUUUUUAAUUUUUUAAAUAGUCUUAAGCUCUAAGGUGGUCUCAGUAUUGCAAUAUUGUGUGUGUUUGUUUCUGUUACGCCAGCAGAGAGUUUUAUACAGUGAGGAAAAAAGGAAAAUAAACCCCAACAGAGGAGUUUAUGUAGACCCUGCUGGAGAAGCGAAGCGCUACGACUCGGCAUCUCCGACUCGUAUGUGAAGGAAAAUCAACUCCAAGCUGGCUCCUAGUGAUGCUGGCCAGGGGUGCCGGUCAUGCUUCCAGUCCCACAUGCUUCGCUUCACCGUUUACUGAUAAAGCUGGUUGAAAUUACUGCUUUUCAUGUUGUUAAAAAAGGGGCCUUUCUGGAUGGCUGUGUUUUGUGCACGAAACCUGUCGAGAUUUGCAGGGAAAAAAAAAAGGGUUUUUGCAUUUUCCAAAUCACUUCUGUAUUGCUCAAGGGACGCUUUGGUGCUUCGAGAAAAUGGGGUUGGUUUAAUUUUUGAGGGGAAAAAGGAGAAAUUCCUGUGUUUGAAUGUGAUAAAUGGAAAAUGCCCAAGUUGAUUGGUGGGGGAAAAAUCAGGUUGAAGUUGAAAACCCAAAGGGAAGUGUUUUCUCCUUCCUCUUUCGACCAGAUCUGUCUGUGUUGCUGUAUGUCUUGACCAACUUGGGCACACUCAGAAAGGAAAUUGUCCUUGCAAAUGGGUUCUUUCCUGCUCGUUGGAAGCCUGAUCCCGCAAACCCUGUCGGGGUGUGAUUAGCAUGAAGCAUAUGACUGGGGGAAACGGAGGUCUGGUGAGCUUGCCCGAGGCGGGUGCGGGAUCAGUCCUGAGAGGAGCUGCUCCGUCUGUCCUCCCAACCUUGGGCAGCGUGGUUUGUGCUCAGAGGGGUAAAUCCUGCUGCUCCCAGCGCUGCCCGGGAUGCUCUGAGCAGGCUGAAGCUGAUGGGUUCAGCGUGAGUUAGAGGAUCGGGUGCUGAGUGUUUCUGAUACAACCCUGCAGCUGGAUCCGUGCGGAUCCGGUUGCCAAAACGGGACUUUUGACCCCUGAAAGCCACUGGGUGUUUUCUUUUUAAAGGCAGUAUUAAUGCGUUUGAACCAAAAGUACCUUCUUUUUGUGAUGUUUGUCUGUCCGUCUGUGUGUUGUAGGUAGCUGUGUUCGUUACAGAGGCGCUGUGGGACAGCAGCGGGGUCAAGGUGGGCAGGGGCUGUCGGAGAUGCUCGCCAGGUGAUGCCUAGUCUGGGUUGAUAGGUCAGGGCAGCAGGAUCCGGCUCCACAUGCUAAGAGCUGAAAUAUUCAGGCAAGAAACCUGCCUUGUGCAAGGAUGGGGAGCUCAACGCUGGGGCAAGGUGAUGCUCAGAGGUGCUGGACUCUCCUCUGCUUCGUCCUGAGCUGGGGGCACCCAACACCUCCAUCCUGAUUGGUCGUUUUGGGGUGAUUUGGCCCCCAAACUGCUUUUUGCUUAAAAAAAAAAAACGAUGAUGGAGGAGGAAUGAGCAGGACGAGAGGGAGCUCCAGCUGACGGGGUUGAAGCAGAUGGUGGUUUAGGUAAGGGAGGGUCUUAGAUUUGCUGUUAGCUCAUGGGGCUGGGGCUGCGCAUCAUCCCACUGAGCACACGGAAAGAAAAGAGUGAGAUGGGUGGAAAAGACGGAAAAAGGAUGGAAGGAAGGUGAAAGGAGCACACACCAAAGGGCGAAAGGGACGCAGCCCACUGGGAAGUUAAACUUCAGCUUGGCUCCUUGGGCAGACUGGGCAAGGGCAGAAAACAGCUUGGCUGAGCUGGAGAGAGGAAAGGAAAAAAUGGAUAAUGUGGAUGAGGUCCCCCCACCAAUGAGACACCAGUACAGAGCUCUGCUGCAGAGCCAGGCUCGCUGCAAGGCUGGAAAGGGCGUGGAGCAAGGUGUGACAGCACAGAAAUGUGCCAGGGAGGAGUAGUUAAAGAGCAUCCCAAUACGACGCUUCGCCUGGGUAGGAUUUUCAGUGAUUGGAUGGUUUUUUUAAGGUGUUCAGGACUGCUGUUCUGCAUGCAGUUACCCUUCAUGGGCUGCUUCUAGCAGUGCUUUGAAAAAUAUGCCUUGUAAGGGAUGCUGCCAGGAGGACGGGAGUCCAUCUCCUGUUGUCAGCACCACUCCGUGCCCCAGGAUGUGUCUCCUGCUUUUAUUGGAUGCUCCACUGCAGCUGAAGUGCCUUUUUCAAGCAGAAAACAGGGAUAAAAUUUCCUGCUGACAGAAGGAACCGCAGGUUCGGGUACCAGCCCCAUCCUUCUGCCAGGCAAAAUCCCUCAUCCGCUCUGCCGUGCUUGUUUUUCCAAGUUUCCAAGCCAAACCUGUGCAUGCCCAGUGAUUUUGGGAGGAUGGUUUAAAGGUUAGAAAGGGCGAGUCAUGGAAAGCAGCUCUGGUUUUUGGAAGUAGCCCCUGGUUGGAGCUUCUCUGUCAUUUCUCCCGGCUGUUUGCCCUGCCAGCUUGCAGCCUGUGUGCAAGUUCAGCAGCAGAAGGGCACUUUGGUCCAAGGGACAGCAGGUUCAUCAUUUUCUGUGCUCCUCUUUAUUGUUUAUUCCCAAUCUAGAGCCCAUCCCGGACAGGGCUGUGUGCUGUUUAUACACUGGAAAUUUGCAAAUUUGGAUUUUUUUUUUUUUGUUCUUUUUCUUUCUGCUUUUUAAUUGCCUGUUGACUUACGGUGAGGGAUGUGCUGGGAUCCAAACCCUCUGACCUCUUAUGUUUCAAGGCCAUGACAGCUUGGUUAACCCCCUGGCACACAUGGCUGGACCAGAAGGCUAGGUUGGAGAGGGUUGAUGGAGGUCUGCCAGGGAUGGGGCUCGCUCCGGUGCUGGUUUCUUUGCCUGGAGCUGAGCUUCAGCCUCGGCAGGUGAAGGUGGCUUCUGGGAAUUGGGUAAUUUUUGGAACGUGUCAGGUGUGUUUGAUGGUUUUUUGGGGGUAUUUUGUGUGUUCUCCUUCUUAUCUGCUGUUAUCUCCAUGUGGGGAUGUGUCUCCUUGACCUCACUGGUAGAGCUUCAGCCCUCCGUUGGGAGUGUAGUGCUUCCAAACAGCUUUCCAGGGGCUUGGCAGCCGGGAUUUGGGACCUCAGUAAAUGGAAAAAAACCCGAUGAGAAAUACAAGCACUUUUCCUGCUGCCUGUCUCUCUCUGUGACCGCAACCCAUGGACACCGGUGUGUGGGCAAGUGUAGAUCCAUUGUCUUUCCACACUACCACCAUCCCGCUCCAAGCAGGGUCUUUCACGUGGAGAAACAGCCAAGAAGGGAGAGAAAUAGAUACUGUAAGGUUUAACCUUCUCGCGUCUUUCCAAACUGACAUCUUCUCCAUAAAAACGGUCCCUGGAAUCACCGAUUAAUUCCGAUGCUGCAGGAAACAUCUCCAUCUUCUGCCUCUUGAUCUUCUGGAGGGGUUUCUGCGAGGCUUUAGGGCUUAAGUUCUUGUUCCUCAUUAACGUCACAAACUCUGGAUGCCUUGGCUUGCUCUGCUCUCUGGUAGGGUCUAUAUAACAUCCGUGAGCUGUUGUCUACAUUCCAAAGAGGUUUAAAGAAAUGAUAAAUCUAUGUAUACAUAUAUGUUAUAACGGAAUAUCUCCAGGAAUUAACUGCCUCAGUAAAAAAAAAGAAAAAAAAAAAAGUAUUUUUUGGUUUUGUUUUGUUUUUACACAUGGGAUUUUUUUUUUAAGCUGAUAAACAUAGAAGAAGAAGAAAAAAAGAGAUUGUUAUAUUGUGCUGUUCGACUAUUUUCCAACUUGUAUUUUCAUAUAAUUUAUAUUUUUUAAAAGUGGAAAAAAAUUUUAAAAGCGAGAUUUAAAAAAAAAAAAGGAAAAAGCAGGUGCUUUUUACAAAAACUGAGCUGAGGUAGCUUAGAGAUGUAGCGAUGUGUGUGUGUGUGUGUCCGUGUGUGGUGUUUUGUUUUGUUUUGUUUCGUUUUGUUUUGUUUUUUAAAGGAUACAAAAAAACAAAAGUCCCUCCUGCAUUGAAUUCUUAAAGAAGGAGGGGAUUGGUUUUGUUUUAAUUGCUGAUGCUGGCACAUCAUUUUGCUGGAGAGUUUUUUAUAUACUGUAGCCUUAUUUCAUAUCAUAUUUUAAACCA
Molecule: messenger RNA, 6200 nt
Organism: Cuculus canorus (common cuckoo)
Lineage: Eukaryota; Metazoa; Chordata; Aves; Cuculiformes; Cuculidae
Gene: ETS1
Product: ETS proto-oncogene 1, transcription factor
Exons: 9
Coding region: 12-1469 (485 amino acids)
Biological process (GO): cell differentiation; regulation of transcription by RNA polymerase II
Cellular component (GO): nucleus
Molecular function (GO): DNA-binding transcription factor activity, RNA polymerase II-specific; sequence-specific DNA binding
Source: RefSeq, a predicted model, not a curated record